Molecule: messenger RNA, 1286 nt
Organism: Penaeus monodon (black tiger shrimp)
Lineage: Eukaryota; Metazoa; Arthropoda; Malacostraca; Decapoda; Penaeidae
Product: metallophosphoesterase MPPED2-like
Exons: 7
Coding region: 52-948 (298 amino acids)
Molecular function (GO): hydrolase activity
Source: RefSeq, a predicted model, not a curated record
CCAUAUAUAUCAGCUGGACGCACAACAAACGUCAAAUAUAAAUAAAUAAAAAUGUCAGGAGGGAAAGUGACAGUGCAUCCAAUAACAAACAACCCAACACAAGCAUGGGAGCAGAUUCGAACGACCCAGCGCACCAUCAAGCUCAAUGUGAAAACCCCAACCACACCACCUGAUGAGAACAUGUUGCGUUUUGUGUGUAUGAGUGACACCCACAGUCUGACAUCGCACAUCCAGCUGGACAUACCAGAUGGUGACGUCUUCAUUCAUGCUGGAGAUUUCACUCGAUGUGGCAGUGCUGUUGAGGUAGAAGAAUUUAACAACUGGAUAGGUGCUCUUCCACACAAGCACAAGGUUGUUAUAGCUGGUAAUCAUGAGUUGAGCUUUGACAGCAAGUUCACAACCAGCACAAGACAACAUCACAAAACAGCACAUACAGGGGACAGUCUUAUCAACGAGAUUCCAGACCUAGGGAUGGAACGAGAGGAAUUGUGUGCAGCUGUUGCCGAGCAAAACACAGUUGAUUUGGUGACAAAUGCCAUCUACUUACAGGAUCAGGCUCUUACAAUUAGUGGGAUCAGACUCUAUGGAACACCAUGGCAGCCAGAGUAUUGCAACUGGGCCUUCAAUCUACCAAGAGGUACAUCCUGUCUGGAGAAGUGGGAUGCCAUCCCCGAGGAUACAGAUAUCCUGAUCACUCACACCCCUCCUGUGGGUCAUGGGGACCUCUGCUGCACGGGCGUGAGGGCAGGAUGUGUUGACCUCCUGUCCACUGUGCAGACCAGGGUUAAACCUAAGUACCAUGUAUUUGGACAUAUUCAUGAAGGUUAUGGUGUGACAACGGACGGAAAAAUUAUUUUCAUCAAUGCCUCGACUUGCAACAUCAAUUUUGUCCCCAUCAAUCCACCUAUUGUGUUUGAUGUUCCUAUUCCCUCAGGCUUUUCAAAGUGACCAACCACCCAUACUGCCUAGGAUGGGGCUCAUAUAUGGCUGUUUUUUGUUGUUAACUAUGGAAAACACCCAAGAUACUGCAAAGAUCUUGAGAAUUGGGUAAGAGAGAAAAAAAGGAAAUAACUAAUAUCAAGGAAGUAAUGUUGGGAUUUAGGCCUGAAACUGUAUAUAAUUGCUGUGUGCUGAGUAUUAUUGUAUGUAUAAGAUGGUAGAACUUCAUUCAUCAGCUCCCAAUGUAUGGAAUUUUAUAGAAAUGAUGUAGGAGGCUGUAUGUAUUUAGACAAACAAAAACACACACAAACAAACAAGCAAAUGCACACACACACACACACACACAC